AGCUUGGUUGUUUUUAUCAAAAAAUGAUCUCUAAUGGUUUUAUAAGCAUACAGUUUCCUUUCAUAACCUGUAUUUUCUUGUUGUUAGCUGUUGUUCCCUUGUCAAAUUCUCAGAGUCCACUAUAUGCAGCAUGCUCUCUUUCAUACUCGUGUGGGCGAAUCCUAAAUGUCGGGUAUCCAUUUUGGGGAGAUAAUAGGCCCAGCUUCUGUGGAGUCCCAGAAUUCAAGCUAAGCUGUAAUAAUGAUUCUUCAUUUCCUACUAUGAAAAUUUCCUCAAGUAUAUUACAAGUGCUUGACAUCAACACAUCUCUCCAUACCAUCACUAUUUCCUCAAGUAACCUUUAUAACAAGUGUUAUUUGCAAGAUACAAGCUCUUCAGCCAUUCUACCCACUUUAAAGCUAAGCCAAAACAUAGAUUACAGAAAUAUAAGUUUAUUCUAUGGUUGCAAUAGCAGUUGUGACUCCAGAAAUGACUCCAAGACUUUUUCUUGCUCCAACGAUGAUGGUGUCAAUGGUACUGCUUAUUACUUUGACAACGCAUCAGGCAUUAGCAGCUUUAAUAACUCGUCAUGCUCGUGCAAUUACAGUGCAACUUUUUAUGUGGAUAACAAAGCGGUAUAUGAGCUCAGUCGUAGCACGGAUGCCUCGCUUCGUAGUGUCUUAAACAAGUGGUCAAUCGUUAAGUGGAAUUACAUGGCGAACGUUGCUGCCUGUUCCAAGUGUGAGGAGUCUGGUGGCAGAUGUGGAUCAUCAGAGGAAUUCUUUUCAGAUCAGUUGGUUUGUUAUUGCCGAGAUGGGCGUCGGGCAUUAAUAUGUUCUGAACCAGGUGGAAGACGAAAUUUAAUCUUAGGAUCAGGUGUAGCUGCUUCAGUCCUAGGGAUGAUGAUGGUGGUUGCUUUGGUCAUCAUUGCAAAGAAAAGACGGAAAACCAGUAAAUUUUCAUUUCUAUGGAGUAGACGAACAAUAGGGAAUCAAAAUGUGGCGGCCUUUUUACAAAGUUAUGGAUCUCUCGCGCCAAAAAGAUACACAUAUGCAGACAUAAAGAAAAUAACCAAUUCCUUCAAAGAUAAACUUGGUGAAGGAGGUUAUGGAAGUGUUUACAAAGGAAGACUACACAAUGGUCGUUUCGUGGCAGUGAAGAAAUUGAAGGUUUUAAAGGGUGAUGGAAAAGAUUUCAUCAAUGAGAUAUUGAGCAUUAGCAGGACUAAUCAUGUCAAUGUCGUGACUCUUUUAGGAUUUUGUUUCGAAGGAAACAGGAGAGCUCUUGUCUUUGAGUUCUUGCCUAAUGGAUCUCUUGAAAAGUUUAUAUAUGGUAAAGAGAUUAGACAGUCAUUGCAAUGGGAAACUAUAUUAAGCAUUGCGAUUGGAAUUUCUCGGGGACUAGACUACCUACAUAGAGGUUGUAAUACACGAAUAUUGCACUUUGACAUUAAGCCUCAUAAUAUUCUGCUUGAUGAUGAAUUUCAUCCAAAGAUUUCUGACUUUGGCCUUGCUCAAUUGUGUCCACCAAAGAAAAGUAUGAUUUCAAUGUCGGAAGCAAGGGGGACAAUUGGAUAUAUUGCUCCAGAAGUUUUUUGUAGAAAUUUUGGUGGCAUUUCCCAUAAAUCAGAUGUUUAUAGCUACGGGAUGAUGCUCAUAGACCUAGUUUGUGGCAGGAAAAUUCCAACUAAUGAAGUUCAGCAUGACAAUAGUGAACUGUACUUUCCCGAAUGGAUAUACAGUCGAUUUGAGCCUGUGCAUGAAGCUGCAGUUGAUGGGAUUGAGGAUAAUGACAAAAACGAGUUAGAGAGAAAAAUGAUUUUGGUUAGCUUAUGGUGCAUACAAGCAUAUCCUUCAAACAGACCGCCAAUGAAUAGAGUUGUAGAGAUGUUGGAAGGGCCAUUUGAGGUGCUACAAAUGCCGCCUAAGCCACAUUCAUCUUCUCCUGCAAGAUGUGUGUUUGAUGCGUCGCUUAUGAGCACCACAUAAGUUCUGUUUUUUGCUUAUAUUCCGUAUGUUAUAUUAAGGCUGUCUAUCACCAUCAGAUGAGAAAUGUCAGAAGCAUGUUGAUGAUGUACAGUUUAGGUUCACGAAUCUGUUGUAAACUUUUAUUGAAAAAUUCUAUGACUGCCGAAAGUAUAACAUAAAUAAGAAAAAGAACAAUGAAUCAUUUGGC
Molecule: messenger RNA, 2154 nt
Organism: Chenopodium quinoa (quinoa)
Lineage: Eukaryota; Viridiplantae; Streptophyta; Magnoliopsida; Caryophyllales; Amaranthaceae
Product: LEAF RUST 10 DISEASE-RESISTANCE LOCUS RECEPTOR-LIKE PROTEIN KINASE-like 2.5
Exons: 3
Coding region: 24-1967 (647 amino acids)
Biological process (GO): protein phosphorylation
Molecular function (GO): ATP binding; polysaccharide binding; protein kinase activity
Source: RefSeq, a predicted model, not a curated record